Messenger RNA from Telopea speciosissima, 990 nucleotides. RefSeq names its product very-long-chain 3-oxoacyl-CoA reductase 1-like. The transcript has 3 exons. Gene Ontology annotation, cellular component: endoplasmic reticulum. Bases 1 to 990 code for a protein of 329 amino acids. Lineage: Eukaryota; Viridiplantae; Streptophyta; Magnoliopsida; Proteales; Proteaceae. Gene Ontology annotation, molecular function: ketoreductase activity. The record is from RefSeq and is a predicted model, not a curated record.
AUGGAGUUCUGUAUCAAAGCUCAGCCCUUUUGGGUUUUGGUGCCCUUGGUUCUGGGUUUCCUCCUGGUGCUCAAGUCUGCCUUAGCUUCCCUCAGAUGGGUUUACAUCUACUUCUUCAGACCUGCAAAGGAUCUCAAGAAAUACGGUUCGUGGGCACUCGUGACCGGACCUACAGACGGCAUCGGAAAGGGGUUGGCCUUCGAGUUGGCCCGGAAACACCUUAAUUUGGUGUUGGUGGGUCGCAAUCCUGAGAAGCUCAAGGGCGUAUCCGAUGCGAUUAAGUCCAGAUAUGGUAGAACCCAGAUCAGGAAUGUUGUGGUUGACUUGGCUGGUGACCUAUCGGAGGGGAUCGAACGGAUAAGGGAAGCUAUCGAAGGGUUGGAUGUUGGGAUUCUUGUGAACUGCGCUGGGACUGCUUACCCUUACGCGAAGUUCUUCCAUGAAGUGGAUGAAGAAUUGCUUAAGGAUGUGAUUCAGGUAAACGUGGAAGCCAAUUACAAGGUGACCAAGGCUGUUCUUCCUGGAAUGCUACAGAGGAAGAGAGGUGCCAUUGUGAAUAUAGGGUCGGGUUCUGUCACUGCCACACCUUCUUAUCCGCUUGUUUCUGUUUAUAAUGCCACCAAAGCUUACCUCCAUCAGUUGUCGAGAAACCUCCAUGUGGAAUGCAAAUUGAAUGGGAUUGAUGUGCAGUGCCAGGUACCUCUACUUGUGGCAACGAAGAUGUCAAGGUUAAAGAAAACUAACUUGUUUACACCGGCACCGGAGAAGUACUGUAAGGCGAGCAUACGAUGGAUUGGGUACGAACAUACAUGUGUGCCGUAUUGGCCACAUUCUAUACAGACCACUCUGAUUCGUGCUUUACCAGAGUCCUUGGUGGAUUGGUUAUGGUUCCAAUACUUACUCGCCAUGCGUAGGCAGGGACAAAUUCAGGUUUCUAAGAAGAAUAACAAAGCUAUAGGUGGGCAAGGGGACUUUUCCAAAGGGAGAUGA